AUGGACACCAGUGAAAAAGUUGACAGCGAUUCUAUGAUGCAUCAAGCCCAGCAUAUAUGGUCAAUGUUGGAUGAUAUGGCAAACUCGGACCCCAAAGCAUAUAAAAAUUUCAUAGACAAGCACAUUAAGGAGGGUCAGGAGUUCAUGUCCCCGCCCACACCUCACAUGUGUGUUCAAACUAACCUACUGGUACCUGGACGGAAGUCUUUUUACAUCAACUUCUGUUCCUGGACGAGAGUUCCUGAACCUAAGUCACCGGAAGAUGCUGUUCCAGUCACUGGUACUGAUAUUUCAGAAGGUCAAGAUAAAUAUGGCGAUUAUUCAAUGACAUCGUGUGCGUUCAACCCAAAAGUUAUUCAAGAAUACGGUCAUGACACAAAAUCAUUUGCAGACCGUGAGACUCUGAUAAAUUUAGCAAUUGAUUUUAUCCAACAUCAACACAAAGUGGAAAUCUCUCGAAGUUUUACGUUAUUACCAAGUGACAUUACCCACAAAGGGGACAUAACUCUGCUCCACAAAAGUUUUUCUAAAAAAUCACAAAAAAGUGAACAACAAUUUGAGGAACAAUUAUCAGAAUUAGAAUCAAGUUUCGGACCCUUGGCAUCAGGUGCAAAAAAUUCCUUAUUGAAUAAAUUAGCAAAUUUGUCAACAGAAGAAAGCAAUUCAUCAAAAGCUAAUGGGCAUAACAUGGGAACCACAUAUGAUUCUCCUACUAUUAAAAUGCCUAAUCAAACAGAAGUAAAGAAAACAGGCAUUAUUGAAGAGAUUUCCUCUCAAAGUAAUUCCAAACUGGUUUGCCCUGUAUAUACAAUGGAUUCUGUACGGAAUGAUCAUGAAGAAAUAGAUCAUGUCACUGUGAAGAUUGAGCUUCCAGGAGUUAAAAGUGUUGGUGAAUGUGAACUUGAUAUUUCAAAGGAUGACCUUCAGCUGACAGUCGAAGAUAGGUAUGACCUGCAUCUGGUUUUCCCAUGUAAGAUAAUGGAUGAUGAUGCUGGAGCAAAAUUCAGUAAAAAGACAUCUGUUUUGACAGUUACUUUACCAGGAGUGAGAAAUUGA
This is a messenger RNA of Ylistrum balloti, 1056 nucleotides long. RefSeq names its product PIH1 domain-containing protein 2-like. Gene Ontology annotation, biological process: box C/D snoRNP assembly; rRNA processing. NCBI's taxonomy places the organism in Eukaryota, Metazoa, Mollusca, Bivalvia, Pectinida, Pectinidae. The transcript has 4 exons. Bases 1 to 1056 code for a protein of 351 amino acids. Gene Ontology annotation, cellular component: cytoplasm; ribonucleoprotein complex; R2TP complex. The record is from RefSeq and is a predicted model, not a curated record.